Messenger RNA from Sinocyclocheilus grahami, 2597 nucleotides. RefSeq names its product SKI-like proto-oncogene b (gene skilb). NCBI's taxonomy places the organism in Eukaryota, Metazoa, Chordata, Actinopteri, Cypriniformes, Cyprinidae. Gene Ontology annotation, cellular component: transcription regulator complex; cytoplasm; nucleus. The record is from RefSeq and is a predicted model, not a curated record. Gene Ontology annotation, molecular function: DNA-binding transcription factor activity, RNA polymerase II-specific; RNA polymerase II cis-regulatory region sequence-specific DNA binding; SMAD binding. Bases 369 to 2306 code for a protein of 645 amino acids. Gene Ontology annotation, biological process: negative regulation of transcription by RNA polymerase II; negative regulation of BMP signaling pathway; negative regulation of transforming growth factor beta receptor signaling pathway. The transcript has 7 exons.
CCCCAGAUCGCGAGACAGACUUCCUCCGCUAAUCUCGCCGUCUAGCCGUGGCACCCGUCGGGUGACGUAGGUUGUUGGGUUGUGGAUUGACGUUGUAUGAAGUCCGCACGCACCAGUGUUAUCGUGUCAGCGCGACGGGCGCUCGGUCGACUCUGAACUCCGAGGCGGAAUCCCGUGAUAUAAAAAUACAAUUAUUUCACGCGCUUUCCUUAUCUUCUCGUCAAAACAACGUUAAAUGAUACUUCAGAUUUAAAGCCAUCUGGGAAGACUUACUAUGAUCCACAUAUAAAAAGCACUACAUUCCUGACACUUCCUCUGUGUAUCUUCUGGCCCCUGAAGACAACUUGGCGAUAUCCAUAAACAACAUUAUGGCGACUAUUAAGAUCAAGUGCCAAGACCUCCCCAAGGAACAGGCACUUCUAAAAGUGCCAUUAAAGAGGUUGAUGCGAGACAAAGCUGUAGACGGCACACCCAUAAAGAAACGUGUGAUGGCUGCUCUCAAUUUAUCCUGCAAAAAAAUCCCAGAAACCUCUCUUGACUAUCAGGUCUCAAAGGCAACAAACAAAAUGGAUGCCAAUCCGGAUCUGAGCCCUGGUUUGAAGCACACUCUAGAGCAGUUCUCUCUGAGCAGCCAGUGUUCCCUCGGUGGCCCAGCUGCAUUCACUGGUCAUCAUGGUCAGUUUAAGAUGGCGCCCCCUCUGGCUCAGGGAGGUAUGGCAGGGGGACCUGUACUAGUCCCUCCUGACAGCUCAACAGACCUUGGCCUCUGCUGUCUGGAGGGCGAAUCCAUCUCCUGCUUCUCUGUGGGAGGCGAACUGCGUCUUUGUCUGCCCCAGCUGCUCAACACCGUCCUGCGGGACUUCUCGUUGCAACAGAUCAACUCUGUGUGCGACCAGCUGUAUUUGUACUGUUCCCGCUGUGAUGCCACACAGUUACACAUCCUCAAAGUGCUGGGCAUCCUUCCUCCAGGGACUCCGUCCUGCGGCCUCAUCACGCUGACCGAUGCCCAGCGUCUCUGCAACACACUGCUGCAUCCAGGCGAGGAACCCUCUCGUGAUUCACACAAAGGGCAUGGUGAUAGAGAGGAGGAAGAGAAAGAUGGUGAGGAAUCUGGAGGAUUUUGGGUGGAACACCAAUGUCUGGGCAAGUGUCAAGGCCUGUUUGUACCUCAGCUUUACUCCAGGCCGGAUGCACACUGUAUCCGUUGUUCCCAAUGUCAGAUGCUCUUCUGCCCGGAGCGCUUUGUCAUGCACUCCCACCGACAGCCAGACAAACGCACAUGUCACUGGGGCUUCGAUUCAGCCAAGUGGGCCUGCUAUCUCCAACUGGCACAAAGACACCUGGGAACAGCGGAUGAAAAGAUGCUAAAGAAAUCUCUGGAGGAUAUGAAGAUGAAGUUCCAGGAAGAGAAGAGGCAGCCGCAUGUAGGAGUAUCUUCACCUGCAUUUGUGUUCGGCUCACGUUUGCUUGCCAGUUUUAAGGAGGACCCCGGCCAUGCUGACUUGAUGUGGCAAAGCUGGUACCAGUACAUGCCUGACAAGUUGGAAGAUAAUGGCUUGGCACAACACCCUGGGUAUGUGCCUGGAAAGGAAAUGGGGUCUACAGGAACAGAGAUGCUAGGUGAUACUCAGAAUGUAAAGAAUCAGGAAGAACACAACACCGACCCAAAGACGCCCACCUUUACAGGGCAAGAAAAACAUGGCCAGUCAGACGAUGCCAGUCCAGAUGAAUGGCAGAAAGUAGAUACAGCAGCUUAUAAGCGGACGGUUGGUGUGACUGUGGAGCACAGUAAGGACGGCAUGGUGAUGGAGCUCCUUCAGAUGUACAGUGCUCAACACAACAAACUUCAGUCAACACUACGCAGACAGAAACAGCUUGAAAAGGAGCUGCAGGCUCUGCAUCAAGGUGAAGCCAUAGACCGGUGUGACCUACACGGGGAGCUGGAGGCGGUUCAGACUGAACAUGCUCAGAGGCUCGGUGAAGUCCAGCAGGAACAGAGAAAGUUAAAGUCCCGACUCGACCAGCUGAGGCAGCAAGGCUGCAGAUGCAAAGAACUGGGUACUGAGCCGCACCAGGAAACUAUCUAUGCCAAACAGUUAUCAGAACUGCGUCAGAGGCUGGACCGCGCUGAGGAAGACCGUGAAGAGCUGCAGGAAGAGCUAUGCAGAGAGCGAGAAGCCAGAGAGAGGCUGGAGCAUACCAUCUCUGAGCUCAAACAUCAGAUGAGGGAAACCGGCCUCCCUGCUUCAGUGGACAGUCCCAUGUCUUCAGUCUCUAGUGACACACACAUGCACCCAACGGCUUAGUGUGGUCUAUGGUCACCAACCCGCAACCUGAUUUCUGUGAUCAAAAUUCAUUUUGGAAUGGUGUCUCCAUUUUAAAAUUGGAUGCCAAAGUUGUUUUAAUUGCAGUUCUACAGAACAAUUAUACAAUUUGGGUCGUCCUGAGUUGGUUUGGGUUUAAUGCUGUGAAUUUGUCACUAUUGAGAUGAACUGAUUUUUUUGGACAUGUGAAUAAGUAUUUUUGGUGUUUUGAUACAAAUCAAGUAGUUAGAGAUAUUAUGCAAAUCACUAAUCCUGCACGCGUACAAUCAACAC